CGCAGUACAUUAAAAAUGGAUUUCCAAAAUCGAGUUGGUAGCAAACACAGAGGAGGAGGAGUAGCCAGCUAUUCUGAAUCUAAUGUCGAUCGUCGUGAAAGGCUUCGUAAAUUAGCCAUGGAAACAAUCGACAUCAGCAAAGAUCCUUACUUUAUGAAGAACCACUUGGGUUCAUAUGAGUGUAAACUAUGUCUAACAUUACAUACAAGCGAAGGCUCCUACCUUGCACACACUCAAGGAAAAAAGCAUCAGACCAAUUUAGCACGACGUGCAGCUAGAGAAGCAAAAGAAAAUAACCUAGUACAACCAGCCAUUGGUCCUGCUAAACCUGUGAUUGCACCACGCAGAAAUAUAAUCAAAAUAGGUCGACCAGGUUAUCGAAUCACCAAAGUGCGGGAUCCUGUCACUCGCCAACUUGGAUUUCUUUAUCAAAUUCAAUACCCAGAGAUCGGCCAAGAAGUCAAGCCUCGUCAUCGAUUUAUGGGAGCUUACGAACAAAAAGUAGAACCACCUAAUAACGCUUACCAAUACUUGGUUAUAGCAGCAGAACCUUAUGAAUCAAUUGCUUUCAAAAUACAGAGUACAAAAGUGGAUGAAACACCAGGAAAAUUUUGGACUCACUGGGAUCACGAUUUGAAGCAAUUUUCAUUACAAUUCUUUUUCAAGAGUGAAAGAAGCACCAUGUUUGAAGGAAUGGAAGCCACUCCUACGGCUGCACCGCCCACUGCCAUGGUUUAAUAAUAAAAAGUUCUUUUUCUAUAUACAAGUGACAUUGUAGGCUCGUUUUCUUCUUUGAUGUUGACAUUAAAAGAGAACGAUGCAGCUUUGUGUCUGUGUUACAGCACGAAUAGUUACAUCGUCCAUCAGUUGAUAUAAAUGACAGUUUCAAGGAAAUUGGUUCUAAAUAAUAAGGAAUGCCUCUUUUUUGAUACCUUGACCUUCAUAUUAUUUACGUACGCC
This is a messenger RNA of Rhizopus microsporus ATCC 52813, 960 nucleotides long. RefSeq names its product putative splicing factor 3a subunit 2. Gene Ontology annotation, biological process: spliceosomal complex assembly. Gene Ontology annotation, molecular function: nucleic acid binding; zinc ion binding. Gene Ontology annotation, cellular component: catalytic step 2 spliceosome; U2-type prespliceosome; nucleus. The coding region runs from base 16 to 738 and encodes 240 amino acids. The record is from RefSeq and is a predicted model, not a curated record. The transcript has a single exon. Lineage: Eukaryota; Fungi; Mucoromycota; Mucoromycetes; Mucorales; Rhizopodaceae.